Vitrella brassicaformis is the source of this 924-nucleotide messenger RNA. NCBI's taxonomy places the organism in Eukaryota, Vitrellaceae. The record is from the annotation of a GenBank genome assembly.
UCAAGGCAUGGUGACGGAUAUGAGGGUCGUCAGGCCGGUCAUGCCGGUGAUGGAUGUGAGGGAUGUGAGGAUGGGCGGCGGGUCGAGGGGAGGGGGGCGGACCGCCGCUUUCUCUUCGGCAGCUGUGAUGCUAGGGUACUCCUCGAUGUCGACGUCUAUGACCGAUCCGCCAUUGCUGUACUCGAUCGACUCCAACGUCUCCCCCGCCGGCUCAGUUUGCCCCGCUGUGACCGCUGCGGCUCUCCGGCCUUCGCUGUGCCCCUCCACCAAUGCCGUAACGAUAUUGUCGAUCACCAACGGCAGAGUGCACUUCCUGAGACCAGGGUACACUGGGAUGCCCUCGACCAGCCUACCACGCCAUGUAGGCUUGUCAGCACGUGGGAUGCGGAGGCCUCGGGGGUACUUCGCGAUAAUAGAUCUGAGCUGUGUGAGCUUCCGCCCCCACUCGAAGGCGUCACUGAAUGAGAGGCCGCACCAGAAGCGCCGCUCGGCCGCGUCGUGGGUGUCCAUGACCAGCUGGGUGAUCUGGCAGCCGACGUGGCGCCACAGCCGCUGGGGCAGCGCCGCCACGAAAUGAAGCGAUAGAAACGAAAAGACGUAGGCGACGACAACAGGCUGAAUGGACAACACACACCGCACAGAGAGAGAGGAGACAAUGAAGAUUUGUGUGUUUGCCUGUGAUUCGUUUGGUGCAUCUUACAAUCUGGCCGAAGUGAUGAGCAAAGGUCUCCAGAUCUAUGCUGUGCGAUGCCGUGGCCUGCUGCUGCUGCUGGCCAUCUGCGUCCACCAUGGCUUCCUCGUGUGCAUGAUCGUCUUCCUCUCCCUCGGCUGCCCGCCUCUGCCGUUUCGCACAGGCAGCUUCUUCACUCAUCGUGAUGCCUGUUUCUCGUGUACGACGCGCAGAUCCAUCAGCAGCCGCCAGUG